Molecule: messenger RNA, 5124 nt
Organism: Pantherophis guttatus
Lineage: Eukaryota; Metazoa; Chordata; Lepidosauria; Squamata; Colubridae
Gene: IMMP1L
Product: inner mitochondrial membrane peptidase subunit 1
Cellular component (GO): membrane; mitochondrial inner membrane peptidase complex
Molecular function (GO): serine-type endopeptidase activity
Source: RefSeq, a predicted model, not a curated record
UCCGCUACCUUUACAACAGGACCAACUGCACACCUAUUAUACUGUUAUGUUGCAAGAUGUAAUUGGAAAGACUUUCCGACUUCUGGGAUAUACCAUUCAGUAUGGCUGCAUAGCCCAUUGUGUUUUUGAAUAUCUUGGAGGAAUUGUGAUGUGUACAGGACCUUCAAUGGAGCCUACAAUUCAAAAUUCUGAUAUUGUAUUUUCAGAGAAUCUUAGUAGCCACUUUUAUCGUAUUCAGAAAGGUGAUAUUAUCAUUGCAAAAAACCCAUCUGAUCCCAAAACAAAUAUUUGUAAAAGAGUAAUGGGCCUGGAAGGAGAAAAAAUCUGUACAAGCAAUCCCUCAGAUUUUAUAAAGACCCACAGUUAUGUACCUAAAGGACAUGUUUGGUUAGAAGGUGAUAAUCUCAAGAAUUCUACAGAUUCCAGGUGUUAUGGUCCUGUUCCAUAUGGAUUGAUAAGAGGACGAAUUUGCUUUAAGCUCUUUUCAGAACUUUGACAACUGUAUCACCAACUAAUUCCAGUGUGAAGAGCUUUUAGCUCGAGCCUGCUGAGCUCUGUGCCGAGCUCUGCGGCAAGUCAGAUCACCAGGAGAUGAUCCCGACAAGACGUCCAGUCGAGCAUUGCUCGCAGAGCCAGCUGGGGCAUUUGUGGAGCUAACCAGCGCUCCUGCGCUUCCGAGAUCGGCAAGAGCUUCAGCGCUUCACCGCUUACAGAGGGCGGCCGGCUGAAAGGUGAGCCUUGGACUGUCAUUAGACAGUCCCCCAGAACAAGACCCAAAGAUCGAGUCCCUUCCCGUUCCCUGGGCAUACUUACGAAUUGCCGCCUUUCUUUCCUUUCGCAACAGACCCCUUGAGGCAUGUCUACACGGCAGGAGCUUUAAAAUGGAAACCGCGCCUGCCGCUGUAAGCGGAGAAGCCACUUCAACAAGGAAGAGCCCGAACAGGGCAUGGAGAGUUGGAGUGGCUUCUGGGGCCUCGGGAUCGAGGCCCGCAAGCCAGAAAGCAGCCGCAAAGCUCUUAAAGAGGUCUAGGGGCAUGGCUACACCUACCAAGGCAGCAGAACGAGAGGCAGCAAGGUGCCAGAAGGCCAUCGAUUGGGAAGUGGCCAGGGAGCUGAAGGAGGCUGACCGCAGGAGAGCGCCUCCAGCCCUCAGUCAGGCAGUUUCCUGCCAAAAUGUGGGACAGCUGUUGGGCCAAAUUGAGGCACUUGAAAACAGGCCUCCACAGACUCUAUCUCCAGAUGGCGCUGGAGAGCAGCAUUCAAGAGCUGAAGCCAUUCUGCCCAGUAACAGUGAGUCACAGUCUGGGUCCCAUCCAGACCCUUUCUCUGCCUCUUCUGCCUGGCAAAAGCCUUCAAGGCAAAGGGUUUCAUCUAAGGAAGCGACCUUUACUCCGACCACAGUAGGAAUCCGCUCAGGGGAAGCCCAGGAAUUUCAAGUUCCUUCUGGCAUGGAAGCCUUAAUAUCAGAGGCUAUACAAAAGGGGAUAGCAGCUGUUUUACAGCAAAGCCAGAGCGCUGCUUCAGUUAGACCUGACUAUCCCUUGUCUCUAGAUCUCCCUCUGGUGCCUCAAGCUUCAGGGGAAUUUUUGCCCAUACAGGAACCAUACUCCCCUGCUUCCUCCAAUCAGUCACCCUCAGAGGAAGAGAUGCCCAGGGAGUUAGAGCUGUCAGAAGACGAGGGUUUAGCACCUGACCAGCCAGCUUUUGCUGGUCUUUUCCGGCCAGCCUUGUUUAAAUCCUUGCUGUACAAGGCUAGGAACACAGCACACAUCGCUGGCUAUUUGCCAGCUCCAGAGCCAAUUCCAGAUCCAGUGGAGCCUAUGGGCCCACUGUUUUUAGAACCAAUGGCAGAGGCUGAGGUGGUGCCUUCGCCCAGAUUAUUUUUGAAUGUGGUGCAAAGGCAGGGGGCCUCUCCAGGGGCGGGAGCAAAUCCCAGCUCACUGGACGAAAGGUUCUACAAUGUGGGCCCAGACUUGUCCAGGGCACUUCAGGUGCCUGCGGUGGAUGGCCCGGUGGCAGCGUUGGCCAUGCUAUCCAUAAUGGCCACCGCCUCUACAGUGACUUCCAGAUGACUCCUGUGGCUCCGCCAGUGGCAGGCGGAUACCAAACAUAAGUGGAGACUAGCCUCCGCCCCGUUCUCAGGGGAGUGGUUGUUCGGAGAGGCCUUGGAUCCAAUACUGGUCGAAUCGAAGGACAAACGUAAGGUCCUCCCUUCCCCUUCCCAGCAGACAGAUUUCCACCCCCAGCCUUAUUUCCUCCGCCAGUUCUUUAGAGGGCCAGAUACCGGGUUUGGGCCACAGAGACCACAGUGCCCCUUUGUGCAAAGGCAGGACCAGCAGCAGGACGGGGCGGGGAGGUAUAAGCAGCUCCCCCCUAAACAGCCCCUUUGAGGGGGAGGAAGCCGUUCUUUCAGGCAGCAGAAGUAAUUUCAACCCCGACUCCUAUUGGGGAAUGCCUGGCCAAAUUUGCCAGGCAGUGGGAGAGCACUACUACGGAUGCAUGGGUUCGGGAGACAGUCUGGUCAGGCCUCUCCCUGGAAUUCCUCUCCACACUCCCAAGGUUUUUUAUUCCCUGCCCCAUUUCGGGGAACAGGGUCAAACGUGGACUCAUGGAAACCACUAUUCAACAUCUGUUGGAGAUACAAGCGAUUCAGCCAGUUCUGGGGGAUCAACAGGAUGGGGUUCUAUUCCACCUCUUUGUAAUUUUGAAACCCUCGUGUGGGGGGGUGGGGGGUGGUACAGGGCAAUUCUGGACCUGAAAAUGCUGAACCGCCUUGUCAUCUACAAGCGGUUCAAAAUGCAUUCGCUUCAGUCCAUCUUGGAUGGCGUCAGAGAGGGUGACUUCCUCACCUCUAUCGAUCUCAGAGGCUUAUCUCCAUGUCCUGAUUUUUCCCGGCCAUAGGCAAUACCUAAGAUUUUUUUAUGCGGGCCGUCACUAUCAGUAUAUACUGCCAUUUGGCCUCUCUUCAGCACCCAGGGCUUUCACUAAGUUACUUGUUGCCCUGGCCGUGCACCUACGGGCUCUCCCUUUACUGGUCCAGUGCUACCUGGAUGAUAUUCUGAUCCAGUCCGCCUCCGAAAUCUGGGUGCAGGAGGAUCUCAGAAUCACCAUCCAGGUGCUUUAGGACCACGGGUUUUCUAUUCACCAAUACCCUACUUGGGACCUACUAAGGUACUGCAGGCACUGGCCGAGGUCCCAUUUGAACCACUGCCCCAGGUGGCAUUCCUGGUGGCCAUAACAUCGGCCAGGCGGAUAUUGGAGUUGGCGGCACUAUCCAUCCGGAGAGAUCUCUAUGUGUUUCAGACUAAUAGAGUGAUCUUGUUUGGACCCUUCCUUCAUACCAAACGUGAACUCGUGAUUCCACAGGGCCCAGGAGCUUAUCUUGCCCAAUUUCCGCCCCAAUCCAGUGUAUUCCUUGGAAUGAAAGUGGCACACGCUAGACAGGAGGAGGGCACUCUGAAUCUAUAUCAAAAGGUUUUCCUCAUUCAGGAAGUCGGAGUCGCUCUUUGUAUCAUUCCACCCCACCUCCUUAGGAGCCAAGGUCACUCCAUCGACCCUGGGCCGCUGGAUUCGGGUGUGUAUCUCCAAAUCUUAUGAGAUAUAGGUCCUUCCUUUGCCCAAGAGUAUAACGGCACACUCCACAAGGAGUGCAGCCACAAGUGCGGCGUUGUUGUGACCUAGGCUCACUUAGUCAUUACAGGACACAAUUAUUCUCAAACAAAACUAUUUUAUUAUAACAGCUGAGAAUUACUUCAUUUCCAUCUUAGUCCAAAUUAAUUCCAAAACAAGUCCUUCCGAAAAAGUCCUUCGGGCUUAUCACAAACCUUUAUCUUCUUUGGCACCCUGCCAAAGGCCUUUCUUGGCAAAGUCCCACAAAGUUCAGAAAUAAGAGAUGCCGACUGGGAAACAGAUUUAGCAACGUUGCUUUCCUACAGAGCCUAAGAACCUUUGCUGCUCUUUUAAGCCUUAUGGGAGGCAAUCAUCUCCUGGCCUUACUCCCGAGUUGUUUUAGCUGCUCUUGCUUUCUGGCAGCUUUGUGCAUGCAUGGACUAGGAAUAGGCUCCUCCUGUUCCUCUGCCUCUCUGCUGUCUGACUGUGGAAGCUCCGGAGUCCGCACAUCACUCUCAGAUCUCCCUGGCCCCAUCUCUGCCUCCAAUGCAGAGCCCUCGUCUGGGCUUUCCCCAGACUCCAGGACUGGCCCAUGCCUCCCCAGCCUCCUCACUGUCCGACUCCACUGCUAGCUCCGCGGGCUGCUGGCAGACCACAACAGGUGUGGGCAAUGCAAGCCUCCCUGGAAAAGGUUUGCCAUGUAGCUACAUGGUCCUCCUCGUCCCCUUUCAUCAAGCACUAUAAACUGAACAGCUAUGCCUUGGCUGAGGCGGCUUUUGGUAGGUGGGUCCUAUAGAGGGUGCAUGCGGAUGAGGGGACCUCGGACCAAGCUGCGGUCCACCCAUAAGGAUGACCGCUUUGGUAUGUCCCAUUCCUGGAUGCUAUCUCCACUUCAAGGGAGAAGGUAUCUUAUCUGAUACGCUCCUUCUCAUUGAGUGGAAAUAGCAUCCAGCCCCACCCUAGUGACUGGCUGGUCCUCAGUCCAUCAGGGGGAGAACUUCUGACCGUGGCAUGUCGAGUCUGUCUCUAUGCCUUCGCCAAAAGCUGGGGACCAUUGGUGUAGGCAUAUCCUUGCAGCUUUGACAGACUCAGUCCUAUUGGAUAACAGACAAGGACAACCCAUUCCUGGAUGCUAUCUCCAUUCAACGAGAAGGAGCGUAUCAGGUAAGACCAACGCCCCUUUCCACCCACUUUUUUGGGGGGGGAGUGCGUCUUAUAGUCCGAAAAAUAUGGUAAAUCUUACUUGUGCUACUAGCCUGUUUAAGAUGUUCAGUACACCGCAUUAACACUUCAGUUGAAAUAGAGAAAAGCUAAAGGAUGACUGAUGCUCAAUAUGUUAAGUAAUUGUUUGUUUUAUUUCACAGCUUUGGCCUUUGACGGAUUUUGGGUUUCUGCGUUCAAGUCCCAACAGUCACAGGAUUUGUAAAGGCUAAUUGAUUUAUGUUGUCAUCUUUUUUUAACCUUUCAAAUGUGAUUUAUAUUUUUAUAUUCAAUAAAUGAUGUAUCAAGAUUCAA